GUGAGGCGACAGAUGGCCAUGUCUAGCGCUGUGCCGCUAUCCAUGCGGAAGAAGAUGGAUAAGAAGGAGACGGAAAACAUUGCAGAAGAAGCAGCCUUUGUCGUUGCAGUUACUGCAGAAGUGCAGAAUGCCAUGCCGGUUUCCGACGCGGUGCUCGCAGCUGAGUGGGUGGACAAGUACGUGGAGGGUGACUCUGGUGUCCUGCUGGAGGUUCAGUCGGCGAUCCUGCAGAGAAACUGCAAGCAUGUUUCAGAGUUGGGCACCAUCCAGCAGAUCAUGAACUGUCAUGCGGGAAAUGCGCCUGUCACAUCCAGCAGUGCUACCACACACAUGGUUCAGUUGGAGUCCGAGAGUUUCCAGCUUGUCAUGAAGCAGCUGGCAUAUGACUGCCAAGCACUGCGAGUGGCAAGGUCCAAGAAGAACACGUGGGAGUCGACAGUGUACCAUGCAAAACUCCAAUUCCGAGUACAAGCGUACCAGGAGUCGUGCAAGGCAGCGAAGCACUUCCUUGACUCGAAUUGCCACAUCUUCAACUACAGCAAGCCGGAGAUGAUGGCAAACUCAAUCCUCGCAUACUGCACAGACACGACACAGAAGUUCAAGCUGGACAAAACGGCAAGCUUGUUCUUCUUGAAUUGGUCGGCGCCGUGCACCAUCAAGAAGGGUGCCAAGAGUGCUCAGUUGGCAUCCUGUCAGGCAGUGCUGGCAUCAUCAGAGAACAACAUCGGGAUCAUGUUGCAGCCUGAAUUCACCUACAAAAAGAAUCAGCUUUGGAUGUUGGAGAAUGCCCACGCAAAGGACCUAGCUUCCCACGGCAUUAGCCUCGACAAAGGAUGGAUUUUGAUGUUCAAGGAGAAGGUGGAUCAGCGUGACAACCUGCGGCCUCUGAACUACAGGGGACGAGUUCUUGAGGGUGCCAUUGCAAGGGUUGCCCCCAAAGACAACAUUUGGAAGAACGCUGCCAUCCUGAAGGAGGGCCGCACGGUUGCCCUGGCUGCUGAUGAUUCGGUUCAGGGUGGCAAGAAGGUGGAGCAAAUUGGCGCCUGCGCGUGCACCAAGAUUCUUUCGGGCAUGCUGGAUGAUUUGCAGCUGGCUGGCCGGGCCGGCGUUUUCAUCAUUGACGCCCACAUGAAUGUUGGCAACAUGUUCGACGCGUUCACUGCGAUCCGCUCCAAGUACAACUUCCCCAUCUUCUACAUUGGGGCAAGUGACGAUGAGAACUGUGUGAGCUGGUUCUUUGAGACCAAACAG
Symbiodinium necroappetens is the source of this 1251-nucleotide messenger RNA. The record is from the annotation of a GenBank genome assembly. Lineage: Eukaryota; Dinophyceae; Suessiales; Symbiodiniaceae.